AUGCAGGCAAAAGAAUGUCACAAUGAGCGGAAGGUGACCUGCAAGCAUCCUGUCUCCGCCGUCCCCUCUCAAGACAACUGCAUCUUUGUCGUCAACGAACAGACCGCAGCCAAAGCACCGGCGAAUGAGAGAAAGCCACGGCCAAUAAGCACCAUGAGCGAGGCCUCUAACUACACAGGCGGCUCGGAUCACGCCAACAGCCCGGCCAGCAUGGUGGCGGAGGGACAAAAGGACAGGCCUUCGAGACCGUCCAAGAAAAUUCACAACUUUGGGAAGAGAUCCAACUCAAUCCGGAGAAAUCCAAGUGCUCCAGUCAUCAAGAAGAACUGGCUUUAUAAACAGGACAGCACAGGGAUGAAGCUGUGGAAGAAGAGGUGGUUCGUUUUAUCUGAUCUCUGCCUCUUCUACUACAGAGAUGAAAAAGAAGAGGGCAUCCUGGGCAGCAUCCUCCUCCCCAGCUUUUAUAUAUCAAUGCUGUCUGUGGACGAUCACAUCAACAGGAAAUACGCUUUUAAGGCGACACACCCCAACAUGCGGACAUACUACUUUUGCACUGACACAGCCAAAGAAAUGGAGUCGUGGAUGAAAGUCAUGACAGAUGCCGCGCUCCUGCAUUCGGAACCCGUCAAAAGGUUGGAUCGGCUAAAAGUGGAGCAAUGUGGACCUCAGGAAAUCAACCAUGUAGCCAAUCACAGACCGGCGCUCACACAACCAGAAAUCCAAAAGAACGAGCGCAAUAGAGAAGUGAGCUCGCAGCACGCCGCACCUGUCAGCCCCGUCUCAGUGGAGGACGAGCGGAAGCAGCGGGACGCCGAACGAUACGGAUUUCAGAAAGACGGAGAAGAGCGUGAACGGCCCCUCACCAAAAUCAACAGUAUCAAACUACAGCCGACCCAGGCAGCUGCGACCGUGUCAAAGAGGACCCCCACGGAGACGGACGGCCAGUACAACGGGCCUCAGGUGAACGGGGGAGUGGAGCCAUGUCCGGACGAAGCGCCUGGCGUCCCCACUCAGAGAAGCCCCGCCCAACCUGAACCGGACCGCACCCUGAGCCGGACCAGCUCCAUGCAGCAGCUGGAGCAGUGGGUGCGCUCGCAGAGAGGCCGAGGACAGGACGACGACACCAGGAGUGUUACAUCGUACCAGACAAUGCCACGAAACAUGCCCAGCCACCGUGUGCCAUACAUGCCUCAGUAUGCAGAGGCAGGUUACCGCAGCAUGCCCCGGAACAGCAUGGCUCAGAGGGACAGUAUUUGCAGCAUGUCCCCCUCUCUGUACGACCAGGCCCUGGGACCCUUGUCCGGGGACAAGCGCCGCUCCAUGAGAGACGACACACUGUGGCAGCUGUACGAAUGGCAGCAGAGACAGGCGUACACCAGACACUCAGGGAUGUACAGUAACAUGGCCAGUCCCAAAACCAUGAUUAACCUGUCGGAGCACGCCCCGCCCAGCCACUCCAUCCCCCCCUCGCCCUCACACGGCUCCUUAUCCAUGUACGGAGGAUACUCCCCCAUGAGGUCCUACAACAUGAGCAGUGCGCGCUCCGAGGUGUCGUCUCCCGUCUACAGGAGAGAUAUGAGCAUGGACCGAAGACUGAGGCCACAAGUCAACAAAUAUGCUUAUCCGCCUGAUCGGAGGUCGAUGCCAGCGGGAAUCCCAGUCCAAACCAUCACAUCUCAAUCUCUUCAAGGCAAAACCUUGAGCCCAGACGACUACAGGGAACAGGUUUACAACGCAGCGCCGCAAGAGCUGGACAUUGACGCCCGGCUGAGCAGAUUGUGCGAGCAGGACAAAGUGGUGCAGACGCAGGAGGGCAAACUGCAGCAGCUGUACAGAGAGAAGCACACUCUGGAGACGGCUCUUCUGUCGGCGAGUCAGGAGAUCGAGAUGGGCUCCGAUCACCCCGCAGCUCUGGAGAGUGUGGUCCAGCAGAGGGACCUACUUCAGAGCGGCCUCCUCAGCACCUGCCGAGAGCUGUCCCGAGUCAGCGCGGAGUUGGAGCAUUCAUGGAAAGAGUACGACCGACUGGAAGCAGAGGUGGUUCAGGCCAAGAGCAGUCUGCUGGAGCAACUGGAAGCACUGGGGAGUCCACAGAUGGAGCCCCCUAGUCAGCAGCAUGUGCACAUUCAGAAGGAGCUGUGGAGGAUUCAAGAUGUGAUCGAGGCUCUCAAUAAACAAAAGGCUCAGAGAAAUGCGAGUGACAGCACAGGCAUCCACGGAGCCAAGAACAACAUCAGCAAGCAGAAAAAUGAGAGCACGGAUUACAGACUGUACAAAAGUGAACCUGAACUCACCACAGUGACCGAAGUGGAUGAAAGUAACGGAGAGGACCGAUCCGAGCACGCAUCUGACAGAGACCACUCUGGGAGCAAAGGGGUUUCCUACCCUGUCGGCAUAGUCCCUCCCAGGACCAAAUCUCCAGUGCCUGACUCGUCCUCCAUCGCCUCAUACGUUACUUUAAGGAAAGGAAGGCGACCUGAUUCAAGAACAGAGCGUCCGCGCAGUGCCGUGGAGCAGCUGACCGCAGGGGACAGUGGACGGCCUCGCAUGAGUGUGGAGGAGCAGCUGGAGAGGAUCCGCCGUCACCAGCAGGCGGCGCUGCGGGACAAAAAGAAAAGCCAGGGUGCUCGCAGUGGCAGCCUGGAGAGCACGCCCACACGCAGCCAGUCCUUCACCAAAGAAAAUCAUUUACGCAGCAUGCAGUCGCGGCGCAGGGAUGAUGUGGUGAGCUGUGACAUCCAGGCGCUGGAGGCUUCGCUCCGGCAGCAGGAGGUGGUGAGAGAACAGGAGACCCCCGCUGAGGAAAUAGCCCGUCUCAAAGAAGCCUCGCUCACCGACCACUUCAAUGUGGACCGAGAGCUUUCUGUGCCUGAUAAAGUGCUGAUUCCUGAGCGAUACGUUGAGCUGGAGCCAGAGGAGGCGCUCAGUCCUGAGCAGGAGGCUGAUAAGCAGAGAAAAGUGGACCGCAUCAAAGCCCUCAUAGCCAAAAACAGCAUGCAAAAUGUGCUGCCGAGUCUUGCUUUAAGCCCAGAGGAUGUGGCUGAGGAGGAGGUUACAAUCCAGGAGAAGGAGAAGAUGAUUAAUAUCUCGUACGAGAUAGCAGCCGAGGCCUCCAAACGCAGCAAACUUGUAGCAGUGAGGAGCCUGUCUGCCUCCUCCCCACCCCAGUCUCCUAACUCACCCCCUCAGCUCAUUGACGGCUCUCACUUCAUGUGUGUGUAA
Molecule: messenger RNA, 3222 nt
Organism: Knipowitschia caucasica
Lineage: Eukaryota; Metazoa; Chordata; Actinopteri; Gobiiformes; Gobiidae
Source: the annotation of a GenBank genome assembly